UGCUAUUUCUGCUCAGGAAGGCUGUGCAUUGCAGUGGCCGUCAGAUGGGUGCGUCAGUUCAAAAUGGCUAGUUAACUUACAGUCGGGCAUCCAUUUUCAACCCCCACGGUCCAUAGUGGACUAUCUUCUACUAAGAAUCUAAAUUUUGGGUUUUUUUUAAUAUUUAGAAAGUGGAAUAUUGUGCUUAGAAGAAUGUGCUAGUAUCCAUCACCUAUACCAUAGCCUCAGAGCUCAAGUUUAAUUCUUCCUGCAUACUCUUCUCAGAACAUGGGGGAAAAUGACGAUGAAAAAUGCACCCAAGCUGGCCAUAUAUUUGAAAAUUUUGUACAGGCAUCAACAUGCAAAGGUACUAUUCAGGCCUUCAAUAUUCUGACCCGUCAACUUGAACUAGAUCCGUUGGACAAUAGAAACUUUUAUAUUAAACUGAAGUCAAAAAUUACCAGCUGGAAGGCCAAGGCUUUGUGGAACAAGCUUGAUAAAAGAGCAAGUCAUAAAGAAUAUAAGCGAGGAAAAUCUUGUAUGAAUACUAAGUGUUUGAUUGUUGGAGGUGGCCCAUGUGGUUUGAGGACUGCCAUAGAACUUGCCUUCCUGGGAGCCAAAGUUGUAGUUGUGGAGAAGAGGGACACUUUUUCAAGAAACAAUGUUCUGCAUCUGUGGCCUUAUACAAUCCAUGACCUCCGGGGUCUAGGAGCAAAAAAAUUUUAUGGAAAAUUUUGUGCAGGCUCUAUUGAUCAUAUCAGUAUUUGGCAGCUUCAGCUUAUCCUGUUCAAAGUAGCACUUAUGCUGGGGGUUGAAAUCCAUGUAAAUUUAGAGUUUGUGAAAGUUCUGGAACCUCCUGAAGAUCAAGAAAACCAAAAGAUAGGUUGGCGCGCUGAAUUUCUUCCAGUGGAUCAUCCUCUGUCAGAAUUUGAAUUUGAUGUUAUUAUUGGGGCAGAUGGCCGCAGGAACACAUUAGAAGGUUUUAGAAGAAAGGAGUUCCGUGGAAAACUGGCUAUAGCUAUCACUGCAAAUUUUAUAAACAGAAACACCACUGCAGAAGCCAAGGUAGAGGAAAUUAGUGGUGUUGCUUUCAUCUUCAAUCAAAAAUUCUUCCAGGAUCUUAAAGAGGAGACGGGAAUUGAUCUGGAGAAUAUUGUUUACUAUAAAGAUAGCACUCACUAUUUUGUAAUGACUGCAAAAAAACAGAGUCUUCUGGACAAAGGAGUCAUUAUUAACGACUAUAUUGAUACUGAAAUGCUCCUAUGUGGGGAAAACGUAAACCAAGAAAAUCUGCUGUCUUAUGCCAGAGAAGCUGCUGACUUUGCUACCAAUUACCAGCUGCCUUCGCUGGAUUUUGCAAUUAAUCACUAUGGGCAAUCAGAUGUAGCCAUGUUUGAUUUUACUUCCAUGUAUGCCUCUGAAAAUGCAGCUUUAGUACGGGAGAGGCAGAGACAUCAGCUCUUGGUUGCCCUGGUUGGAGAUAGUUUACUGGAGCCCUUCUGGCCAAUGGGUACUGGCUGCGCAAGAGGCUUCCUAGCUGCUUUUGAUACAGCAUGGAUGGUGAAGAGCUGGUCUCAGGGGAAACCUCCACUAGAGAUCCUUGCUGAACGAGAGAGCAUUUAUCGACUCUUACCCCAGACUACACCUGAAAAUAUCAACAAGAAUUUUGACCAGUAUACCAUUGAUCCAGGGACACGGUAUCCGAACUUGAACUCGAGCUGUGUUCGAUCCCAUCAGGUGAGGCAUCUGUAUGUUACAAAUGAACUACAACAAUGCCCUCUUGAAAGGGUAAGCUCUAUUAGAAGAUCAGUGAAUCUUUCAAGGCAUGAAUCAGAUAUUCGACCGAACAAGCUUUUAACCUGGUGUCAGAAACAGACAGAAGGCUACAGGAAUGUUGAUGUUACUGACCUCACUACCUCUUGGAGGAGUGGCCUUGCAUUAUGUGCAAUUAUGCAUCGCUUCAGACCUGACCUCAUUGACUUUGAUUCUUUGAAUGAAGAAGAUGCUGUCAAAAACAACCAGCUGGCAUUUGACAUUGCGGAGCGAGAGUUUGGAAUUCCUCCCGUCACCACUGGGAAAGAGAUGGCGUCUGCUGGAGAGCCUGAUAAGCUCAGCAUGGUUAUGUACCUCUCAAAAUUCUAUGAGCUAUUUAGAGGAACACCUCUGAGAGCAGUUGAUGCUGUGGACAAGCAAAAUGGAGAAAAUAAUGACCUUUCUUCUGCAAAGUCCUCAAACUCCAUCUUUAACUACAUCAAUUUGACGUUACCAAGGAAGCGGGUACCAAAAGUUGAAAGGAAAGAAGAAAAUGAAACAAAGAAAAGGCGUCGAAAGGGUCUUUCUAGUGGCUUUGAGGAGGCUUCAAGUUUUUCAAACCAGGAGACAAAUUCUGGGAAAGACCAAGGUGAUGGUAGAGAAGGGGUGAAUAAAAAUAAAGUCAAAUCCAUGGCAACACAACUGCUGGCAAAGUUUGAAGAAAAUGCCCCAAACACAUCGCUUCGGAGGCAGGAGUUAGUAGAUAAACCAGCCCUUCUCUCUUCCUGUCAUCCUCCUGUCAAACCUUGCUUUGCUAAGCCUCAGGAUCCAAGUCCUCCACCUCAGCCCAAAUGGCAGUUUCAGGCGGUAGCUAGAACUGAACAUGAGGUACGAGAACCAAAACAACCUUUUCAUGAUUCUGAUCAUAUGGCCAAGGCAUCACAGAGCACAGAAAAAGCACACAGGCAGUCCAGUCUUUCAAGAAACUCAGAAACUCUUGCAUCUGGCUGUCUUGCUGCCUCUGUACUGUCUGGAGUGCUUCAGCGCCUUCAGCAUGUGGAAGAAAAAAUUCAUCAGAAGAGAGCUCAGGCCAUAGCAAAUAGGGAAUUUCAUAAAAAGAACAUUAAAGAGAAAGCAGCUCACCUUGCCUCAAUGUUUGGAUACGUGGACAUACCAAAGAAUAAACUACCUACUAAAGGCCUCUCCCAUUCUCAGCCCCCAACUCCCUCUUGCCCUCCAUCUUACGAUUCAGCCGCUACUUCCUCUUCAGCAUCUGUUGGCUCUGCUUCCCCUGCUGUCCAUUCUAGAAAGAUGACUGUAGGGAAGGUGUCACGUGGAAUUGGUGCUGUGGCUGAAGUUCUUGUCAGUCUGUAUAUGAAUGAUCACAGGCCCAAGCCACAGUUUUCCUUCCAAGAGCUGAACCAGUCAUUGGAUGGCGAUAUAUCAUCCUUCCCUACUUCUUGUUCUGUUUCUCCAACUUGUGCUUCUACUAUUCAGAGCUGUCAGGUAUCUUUGAGAAAAGAAUUUCCUCAAACUGUAGGGGGGAGUGACAUCUGCUAUUUCUGCAAGAAACGGGUCUACGUCAUGGAGCGGCUGAGUGCAGAGGGUCACUUCUUUCACAGGGAAUGCUUUAAGUGUGAUGUGUGUUCUACAACGCUUCGGUUAGGGAUUUAUGCCUUUGAUGUCGAAGAAGGUAAAUUUUACUGCAAACCUCAUUUUACACACUGUAAAAUCAGCAAUAAACACAGAAAGAGAAGAGCCACAUUACCGAUACAAGAAAAGGGGGAUGCGGAAAUGUGGAAGAAAGAGGAAUCCAAGCCCCCAGAAACCACCACAGAAAGCACUUUAACUACUGUUAGCAGUUCAGAAGACAGGCCUCCAGACUACUACCUCCUGAUAGCUGAUGAACCCACCUCUCCUAAGAAGCCCAAGAAUGUCACUGAGCUUUCUGACUUUGAGAGCAUUUGCCCUUCCCUCUCCCCAGAAUGGGCCUCCGUGAGAGUCAUCCCAGAGGAAGAAAUGACAGAACGCAAUCUUAUGGCCAUCCGUGUCAUGGUCACCAGUGAUGGGAGCAGUUCGGAGCCAGAAUCAGAUUUUUAUGGUGAUUCAUCUAAUUCUGAAGUUAGUGAAGGAAAGAUCUCAUUGCCUGAGGCCAUAUCCUCAACAAACCCCAGAAAGUAUGCAUCAUCAACAAGAAGUUCUGAGGAAGAAGAGGAAUACCAUGAAAAGUCUAAAGUCGCCGAUGCGCUACAGAGAGCCAAUAGUUUUCGUUCCUCUUCAUCAAAUAAAUACCAGAAUUGGAGAAGAAAAUUGCAAUCUAAUUUCCCACUCCUGUAUAGCAAGAAACCCGGGCUGCAUUCAAAGGAGAAUUCAGGCAGUAUUCAGUCUGCUCUUGAGGAUGAUCUCCCCCCAACACAGUUGAUGUCUAACAACAAGCCACCUGAAAUUACAAGACAUUUCAAACCCUACAGCCCAAUAUUUAAAAGAAAGUCAAAAACCAGAGAAACACCUGAAGAAAUCCCUUUAUAUGUGCUUCAUCAUCCGGUUCAGAAUAGUAUUGGGGAUUCUUUUUUGAAACAUUCAGAAUCUGUAUCACCAGAUGCCAAUUUAUAUAACUAUGAAUAUGAGGAUGGUAAUGCUGAGGAAUACAAAUUAGAAACCUGGAAUGAGAAUAUCAGGGAACAGGAGCCUUUAGCAGAAAGAGGGGCCUCUAGAAGAAAAAUAGUAGAUUUGUCCUCGCUGAAUUUGGAGGAAAAAGAUGAAAAAAAUUCAAGACACCCAAAAGAAAAGGCUGAACUAAAUGAGAUAAAGAAAAGGAUAACAAGGAAGUUAAUGCUUUCUUCAGAGCAGCAAUUCAAAUUAAAUGUUUCAAACAACGCAGACCUAAGUGGAACAAAACCAGGGUAUCAAAGCAACAGAGCUCUGGAAAUUUCAGAACAGAAGGAUGCUGACAACAAUGCAAGAGAAAACAGUAUAUCUGUGCUUUCUCCAUUUGAAAAUGAAGCCUUGCCAAUUGUGCCAGUUAAUGCAAAAGAUAUUCAGAAGAGUCUGGACAAUACUGGAGGAGAACAACUGCCUAGCCAACCAAAAUCACCAUUGAAACUAAUUGCCAGUGCAAUAAAGAAAUCCAUUCUAGAGCCUCUUAUCUCUCCUUCAGAAAGCAUAAAAAAGAGCUCAGACAGUAAAAGGAAACCUCAUUCAGAACAUACUUUCUUCAGCUUCCCUAAUAAUGCCAGUCACUCUGUGAGUCUAAACAAUAGCAAUGGAGGACAGCCACAGGGGUCCAGUGUGCCGAGGCAUCCAGGAGAAGAGUCUGAACUGAGGAACUCAAGUAAAACCUCAUCUAAUAUUUUCACUAGUCUUGAAGAGAAGUCUCCAUAUGGGUACACGGAGGUACACUUUCCUGCUUGCAGUUUGCAUACCAGUCCUUCCAAGCCUGAAAAAUCAUCUUACACCAAGAUAGAGGAUGUACCAAGACUCCUAGAAAAGUUUACCCUGAAAGAGACUCCUCUGAGAUCUUCAGGAGAUGACAUGCUUACUAGUAAACAAAAGAACCUUUCUGUUUCAUCUCUAAGGCUCAAGAACAAAAUUUCCAAGGAUAACACGGUAGAUCCUUCACAGAGGAGUGAUAUCAGGACAUUCUUUACUAACUUUAGAACUAAAGUCACUGAAAGAGAAAAAAAGGAUCCAUCAAAAUCCUCUGUGCCCAUUAACAGAUUUUUCCCUGAAGAAGUGCUAAGUCAUCCUUCCACAGGCUCUGAACACCUAGCUGUCAGAAAACAAGUGACUGAGUGUUAUUCUUCAUCUUCUGAUAAUGAAAUUGAACACAAGCCUUCAUUAGCAUUCAAGGUUAAAAGGAGUCUUAAAAGGAAGAAGAAGUUGGAAAAGGAGACAAAGCAAUUGAUUAAACAAGAGCAGCUGAGAAGGCUCCACAAAGCACAGGCUAUCCAGCGCCAACUAGAGGAGUUGGAGGAGAGGCAGACAGCUCUAGAGACAAGGGGUGUUAAACUGGAGAGGGAGCUGCGAGGAGAAUCAGAUUCAGGCACACAGGAUGAAACUCAGCUGUUACAUGAAUGGUUUGAACUAGCCCUGGAGAAGAAUAAAUUAAUGCGUUAUGAAUCUGAGCUCUUGGUGCUAGCCCAAGAACUAGAACUGGAGGAUCACCAAAGCAGAUUGGAACAGGAACUGAGAGAGAAAAUGGCCAUUGAUGACAGCCUGAAAGAUGAGAAAGAUCUGAAGGAGGAGAAUGAAAUUUUUAUCAAGAUGAUGAGAGUGAUUGCAGAAAGGGACAAACUCGUGUCUUCCUUAGAGCAGCAGAGAUUGAAGAAAAAGGCAGAAGAUCAGCACUUUGAAAGCUUUAUGUUACCUAGAGAAUAUCCACUCAACAGGACCUAAAUAAUCACAUACAAAUGCAUGGAACUUUAGCAAUGUUAACCAACAUGGAGUGACGUUUUUUGGCCAACGUCUGGCUGAAAUGAAGGAAUUUCAUGUUAAGACUUCAGCUUGUUUGGGGAAAUGUAGUAUCAACAGUUUUUAUACAGGCUCUUUGCUUGUACAACAGAAUCUCUAGUCCUAGUGAAAAAAUAUGUGAAGAAGUAUCUAAAUCUCAUUAUCAACAAGAAGGGUCAGUCAUCCUAGGAUACAAAAAUGGAUUGAGUUCACCUGUCUGACAGACAGUAUGCACUGUGAAAAUUAAACUAGUUGUUCAUUGUUGUCCUUUUUCAUAGAGGUUUAUUAUAAUUUUGAAAACAGAGUUCCCUAGAAAUAUAACUGCAUGAUUUAAUACUUUUGAGAAUAGAAUAAUUUCCAAUCUAUUCUUUUGCAUCUCUGUUUGUAUUUUAGCAUGGUUGAGGCAGAAUGAACAGUAUGCAAAGUUCAGAAGUUAGUAUCACUUGUGUAAAAAUGUUAGCAUUAAAUAUAUAUUUCGUGGAGAAGAGGCAGACAAGUUUCUUGGGGUAAAUCUGAUAUCUUUUAUUAGACCAACUAAAAUAGUUGGAAAAAUUCUUAUUUGCAAGCUUUUGGGUACAAACACCCUUGUUCAGGCCGAGGGAGCGUCUGCAGUUGUUACGUACUCUCCUGGAUGGAGAAGAGAGUCUUUUGAUUAUUAGACUGUAGACAUUAUACAUAGCUAUUUUACUGCAAAUGCAAUGCCACUGAAAUUUAAUUUACUAGGUAUAUUUAUAAGCUUGAGUACACUUUAUAUUUUGAACAAGGACUUAAUACAAUGUUAAAGCUCUUUCACUUAAUACCAAAGGGAUUACUAACCUUCACAAAAUGCUGAAAGGUCAAAAGAGCAGUAACUGACCUGUUCUGUAACUGACCAAAGAACUCAUGGAAGUAUUGUGGCAGAUUUUUAAUGUGUAUAUGACACAUUAUGAUUUUACAACUUACAAUCUUGACAAAAGCAGGUACUGUAUCAAAGAACUGUCAGUAACUGUAAAUCAACUAGAGAUCUGUCAUAGAAUAACAUCACAUAACCAUGGGCACCUUUUUCUGAAUGUUUAUGCUGUCAG
Alligator sinensis (Chinese alligator) is the source of this 7244-nucleotide messenger RNA. RefSeq names its product microtubule associated monooxygenase, calponin and LIM domain containing 2 (gene MICAL2). The transcript is spliced from 36 exons. Lineage: Eukaryota; Metazoa; Chordata; Crocodylia; Alligatoridae. The record is from RefSeq and is a predicted model, not a curated record. Bases 268 to 6126 code for a protein of 1952 amino acids. Gene Ontology annotation, molecular function: FAD binding; protein binding.